This is a messenger RNA of Bursaphelenchus okinawaensis, 9164 nucleotides long. The record is from the annotation of a GenBank genome assembly. NCBI's taxonomy places the organism in Eukaryota, Metazoa, Nematoda, Chromadorea, Rhabditida, Aphelenchoididae.
AUGGACGUUGAUCCGGAAGUGUUUUGCAUGAUCAAUUAUUACAUUAGAAACAAUUAUUUUGGCAGUGCGGCCAGAUUAUGUGACGAUUCUCUGAAGCGCGUCAAAGAUCAACGUCAAAUUCAGAUUCUGAAGGCUUAUUGUUUGGCAAAAAUUGGUGAGUAGUUUCUUUAUAUUCUUGUCUUUAUUUUAGAUGCAAAGGUUGACUUAAAAUAUCUUAAAGAAACGAGGAAAGACUUAUAUUAUCCAUGGCUGUUUUAGGUAAAACCGCGGAUGCAAUUCGAAUUCUAAACGCUUUGACAGAUGAACCUGACCUAGAUCUGGCCGUUUUCAAUGCUCUACGGAUUGCAUAUUCUUUAGAAACAGUAGUUGGUAAGUGCGUUGCUUAAUAUUGAAGACUUUACGGCCAGUUUUCUAACUCCCUCUUCAAAGUAUCAAGUGUAAUAUAAAUUUUGAAUGAAAAGACAUAAAACAUUGCGAAUUUAGACAAAGAUUCGGUUCGAAACGUCGAAGAAAAAGCUCAGGCAGCUUGGGCAAAGUCGCACGAUCGUGGAGCCUUCCUUUGCGGGACAUUAUACAUGUUUGAAAAGAACUACGAACGAGCGAAACCACUGAUCGACCGGGUCACAAACUCGAAUACGCAUAAUUCAACGGCAAGUACAAUAUGAUUUGUUCAAAACGAUAUUUUUUGGUGGAGCUUGUAUGAAAAAGUUGUUGCGUUUUGUAAUUUAUGGUUCAUUUCGUUAAAUUAAUCAAGAACAUCACAUUAACACACAUACUACAACAUAAUAUAGGCUGUAGUCUGUAGUUUGGUGUGCUUUUUCAUAAAUUGGCGAGAUUCUGGUCAGAAAUUACGUAAUUUUAGACGGAAGGGACAUUGUUAUCAGUAGAGGAAUCAAAAUUACAUUAAAAACCAAAAUAAUCUCACGAAAUUUGGGCGCGGCUUGGACUUUGAGUUUCGCAGGCUGCAGGCGGUGGUUUAGUUUGAAAUGCAUGUAGCUUACUGAUAAUUGCAAACAUAAUUAUAAAUAUUUAUUUUUUUUUACAUUUUUACAAAAAAAAUUUAACUUUACUAAUAGUUCAUCAAAAAAUGGCUAUAAAAUUUUGCACAGUGCAAGAAAACUUUGUAGUACUUAUUUUCUUACUGUAACAAAAAAUUUUAAUUUUUUGAUGUUGUCUAACUAAAAGAGGCUUGCUUUCUUAUAUCAUUGUAGUUUUGAUCGGUCUAGUCUUUUGAUUUUACUGCACGGUUAAUGGAAAUUUCACUGCACGGUGCAAAAUAUUUAGAGAUUGGGUGAUUGCACAGUGCGAUAAUGACUUUAUUUUAGUGUACGGAGCAAAAAGGAUGGUUGGAAGUGCUAUGGGGAAGAGAUUUGAGUUUGGCUAUGAAGAAGUUUGAAGCGGCGAUGGAGAUGGACAAUCAUCCUGAAGGUUAUUUGGGGAAGAUUCAGUUAAUGAAAAUGAGGUUUGUAAACAAAGUUUUUGCUUUUUUUUAUUUUUCAAAUUUAUUUUUAGACAUUGAAUUUCUAUUGCCUUUGAUUUUUUUAGUUUUGGUUCGUAAUUUGUAGAAAAACGUAAUUUUGUCGUUUGCUCCGUGCAAAAGAAGGAGAUUGCACGGUGCAGUCACUUUUUUGUAUAUAAAAUGAAUUUUUACAGUAAAAUACUAAAAAAAUACUAUUUUAGAAAUAAUUUGGUUGAAUUACGAGAAAUUUGCACUGAGUUAGUGGAACAACAUCCAACUUUGUUGGCAGGGUUUAUUGAAUUGAUUAGAGUAUUGAUAAUGAGUCGAAAGUGGGAAGAAAUUGGCGAAACUUCACAACAAGCUACUUUAAUUCAGGUAUAAAUUAAAAAUUUGAUGUAAAAUACGGUUUCCAUAUUUAAUAACGUCUUAUACGCACCAAAUUUUACUUGCACGGUGCAAUGUUAAUUUUUUGCACGGUGCAGACAUUUAAUAUUGCAUUUUUUAAUCAUCAUAACGGUUUUUUUUUCAAAAAAUUCAAAAAAAAAUUUUCAGAGUCAAUGCAUCCCAAUUCAACUAUUUGAAUGCCUAGAAUGCAUUGUAUAUUCUGGCCAAGCGGAACAAAUCGAAAUGUUCUUAUCAGAACUAAAUGAUUCCGUUAACAAAUUUGAAUCGACCAAUUAUGAGCUAUGCUUGUUUAUUGCCCAAUUCCUAUCAUCUGUAUCGAUUGACAAUGAUAUUGUGAAGCAAUUUGCAAGGUAAGCCUUUAAAACUUCGUUUUAUAUGCUGCACUGUGCGAAAUGUUAUUGCUUGCACUGUGCAAAAAAGUUGGUCAUGUUGUAGUAGUUUAAUUUAUUAGAAAAUUUGCGUUAUUUUUGAACUAAGCUAUUAGUUUUGACUAUUUUAAAAUGUAUUAAACUUUUUUUUGCGAUUUGGAGCUCUUAUUUUUGCAUACGGAUCCAUCAAUUUUGGCCGCACCGUGCAAGCAUUAAAUAUUCUGCACGGUGCAACCUCUUUUUUCAAUUUUUUUACGUUUGUUGACAAAAUUUUUAAUAAAAAAAAUUUUUUAUGCUAUUGUUAGUUUAAUUUUGAACUGUUAAAACUAUUUUUCAACUUUAGGAGAUUUGUGGACAAAGCAUUACAAAUCAAAGAAACAGAAGAAUUAAUUGCACUAAAGGCAGAGCUUUUGCUAGCUAGUGGGAAUGCCAAAGAAGCUAUGAAAUGUGCUGUAUCAGCUGUGGAAACACACAAUCUGGCCAGGCCAGAGUUAUUGUUUGGUAGGGAUUAUGAAAAUUUUAAAAAAAGAGAAAAAAAAUUAUUUUGAAGGUCGACCCUGUUUUGAAUAACAUGGUCUUUUGAUAGAAAUUGAUCUGUUUGUUUACUUAAUUUUGUUAUAACAUAAAAUCUGGGUCUUUGAGAUACAUUUUGAGUAUAAUCCAAGGUUUAGAACUUUAAAGUUACAAUCACUGUGACCAAAUUUAUAUUGUUUUAGUGCUGACCAAGUGUUAUAUCGCGGAAAACAAGAUGAAUGAUGCCAGAACUCAGAUGGAAUUUGUCAAAGCAACAUUUUCUGAUGUUGAAAAAGAUACUGUAAGUUAAUUAUAGCAAAUUUUUCUUUAUUCUAAGGCUUUUUCAUACCUAAAAAAAGGUUUAUAUUAUGUUAGAGCAUAGUUGAUGUCUAUCUUAAUAUAUUUGAUUGAAAACCUGGUUUAAUAGAUUUAAAUUGACUUUUUUAAUUUUUAAUGAUACUAUGGGUUACUUACUGUAUUAUAUACUAGUUAUUUGUAGACAUACAUGUAUUUGGAAGCGGUAAUCAAUAAUGAAAAGUCACCUAACAAGGAGACCUUCUUGGGUGCUAUGAGGAAUGUGGUUGAUCAUCAUAUGGGCAAAGUUCAUGUAAGAGCUGGGUUUGAAAUGUGGUAUAUUGAUUUGUAAAAAUGUACUUAAGAUCAUCUUUUAUUUUUUUAGGUUUGCACUGUGCAAUGUUUUAAUUUUGCACCGUGCAGUCAAAGUUUAAAUUUUUGCACUAUGCAAUCAAUAUUUGUCAUUUUAAAAAAAAAGAUUUUAGAAAAUAUUUUCCAGGGAAAAACCUAUGGCCUAGAAUAUCUAACGCUUCUCAAUGCCACUUUUGUAAUGGAAAUUGUUCAUCGUCUAUUUGAAUAUGUGCCUUUGAGCCCUUCCAACAUGCCUGAUCCAGUUCUGAAGGAAAUCGAAAGAAAUUUAAUGGUUUUGACGGACAACUUCCCAGCCAUAGCUAGACUAUCCUAUUUGUUAGCUAAAGUCAAGUACCUGUGCAUGGAGAACGAUGCUGCUCAAAAUUAUUUGAAAAAAGCGAUUGAAAAGAAUAACAAUAUUGCUGAGGCUCAUUUGCUGAUGGCUCAGGUAGGGUAGCUCUAAUAUUGUGGUAGGCUGCCUAAAAUAUAAUGUUAGGCCAUGAUACUCUCAUAGUUUUGAUAGUAUGUUAGAGCCAAUUUAAGCACUAUUAGGUUGUUCACUUAAUUCUGCGCCCUUUCUCAAAGCAAACUUGUAGGGUAAAGGGGGCUCAGAAUUACGUGAACAAUCUAAUAUUUUAGAUCCACCUCCAAAAGAAUAACCUGGAAGAAGCGUCGAAAUGCCUGGACGUUGGCCUUGGAUUCAACUUCAAAGUCAGAGAUCAUCCCCUCUUUUACUUGAUCAAAAGUCGAUUCUUGAGAAAGGAAAAGAAGCUAGAAGAAGCCAUCAUGAUGCUGAAGUCUGCCUUUGACCUGCCGGCUUUUCAGGGUAACAUAGGCUUAGAAAUUUAGAUAUUUUUGGAUUUUUAGGUAACAAAUUUCAAAAAAUUUUAGUUUUUUGAAACAAAACUAGUGCUAUUAAGUUGUUUAAAUAAUUCUGUGCUCCCUAACUCUAAAAAUGUUUUUUGGAAAGGAGCAGAGAAUUAUUUGAACAUUAUAGUACAUUGUAUAAUAAGAAAGACUGAUAAGAUAGCAUAAGAAAAAAAAACAGAAAAACCUAUGGAAAAGUAAAAGAUGUGCCAUUUCUAGGCAGAGAUAUGACUUUGGAGCGAUUGGAAGUCACUGAAGCUGACAGAAUUCAAAUCAUGUUGGAAUUGAUAGAUUUGCUUCAACAGGCUGGGCAGACUGUAAGCUACCUACCCAUACCAUUACCCCACCUCUUCACCCAAACAUAUUAAUACCCCUGCCCAUGUCCUUACACUCAUUCGUACCCCUAAUACCCUACUCAUACCUCUACCCUAAACCUACGUAUAACUUUGAAAUACCGUAGUCCCCCUACAGCUUCCAUACCCUCAUCUAUUGUAAAUCUAGCGUAUCCUACUUUGAAUCUACUGACCAGUCGAUCUUUUUUACCUUUCUAAAAUUCACUGCAAGAUAUCCUUACCCUUUCCAUCCAUGCCUCCAGCCCUGCCUGCUGAAUUCCUACUUUAUCUUAACACUACCGUACUCCAUUCAGAGAGAAGCAGACCAAGUAAUGCAGCAAGCAAUCAAAAGAUACCAAGGCAAAACAGAAGAACAUCAACUAGUACUAAUGAACUCGGCCCUGCGGCUUCAACGUGGUGACGUUGAUGGAGCACUAAAAGUGCUGGAGACUGUCAAACCAGGUAAGCUCUAGCCCUACCCUUACCACUACUCCCACUUUACUCCUACCCCCUUAUUCCUACCACAUCCAUACCUUACGGUAGCCUUGCCCUACUUCGUAUCUCUGCUGUAGUAUACCAUGAUGUAGUAAGAUUGAAACUAAAAUUUUCAUUUUCAGAAGACUCAAAUUACAAUGCAGCUCGAAUGAAAAUGGCACAAAUCUACCUGGAACAUAAGCAUGAUCACAUCCAUUUUACUCAAUGUUACAAAGCCAUUUUGGAUAAUAAUCCAUCUUCACAGACCUAUGUUCUACUUGGAGAUGCGUAUAUGAGCAUUCAGGAGGUAAAAUACGUUGAAUUAUAUACGUAAAAUACUACUUUUUAUUGUUAGCUGAAAAUUAUUACCUAAAAUGCCCAAAAUUGACCUACAAUUAUAAUUCGGGCCUAAUUUUAAGUGAAAAAAAAAUUAUCGACCAGUCGAUAAAAUUUUUCAAAAAAAAAUUUUUUUUCGCUAAAGAAUAUAAGCUUAAAACUCCAAAAAGUGACCUGCCACUAUAACGUUUUAAAUUUUAUGAAUAAAAAUUAUCAACCGGUCGAAAAAUAAAAAAUUUUUUUUUGCUGAAUAUUAUUACCUGAAGUUUCAAAAACAACCUACACACAAACCUUAGGCCAACUUUAUACUUUAGGCACAAAAAUUAUCGACCAGUCGAUAAAUUUUCUAAAAAAUCCGCUAUUCUAGCCAACCAACGCCAUUGACGCCUACGAAACAGCGAUGCGUCGCAGUCCAAACAACUAUGAAUUGGCGGUGAAAAUUGGGGAUGCUUAUGUGAAAUGUCACCUCUACAACAAAGCCAUCAACUUCUACGAAGCCGCGAUGAAGAAGAGCAAGCAACCAUUGUUAAGAUUGAGAUUUGCUGAACAAUUGUUGAGAUUGAACAAUUUGGAAAAGUGUGAACGGGUCCUCAGGGAUGUGAUUGACGAAGCGCUGGAGCCAGAUUGUAAGAAAAUUAGUUUGGUGUAUUUAAAAAUGGCAGAAAAUGAGAUUGAGGGGGAAAAAUUUUGGGAAAAUGGCCAAAAUUUUAUUGAAAACAAGGAAACAAUUGGGUUUUGUUACCUAAAAUAACGUUUUUUUACCAAAAACAGCUCUUUUUAAGCCUAAAAUAACCUUUUUGAUCAUUUCAGCUUUCCAAGAGCUCCAAAAUCAUGUCAAAUUCUGGAUUUUAUUAUCUAAAAUGCAUUCCGAAUCCAACAAUGUGGUCUUGGCUAUAACAGCUCAAGAAAAAGCCAGAACCCUCCAGAACAAGAUAUUGGCCAUGAAAGACAUUCCAGAUGUUCAAGCGGAACGACGCGUUGCUGCUGAGUAGGUAAAAUACGUCUGGAGCAAGUAAAAUUUUUAAAAAAAUCAAAAGUCAAAAAUUUUUUACAAAACAAAAAUGGCAAGAACUUUUUUAACAGAACUCAAAAUGGCAAGAACUUUCUUAACAGAACUCAAAAUGGCAAGAACUUUAUUUACAAACCCUCAAAAAUCAAAAAAGUUGACCCAUCAGAUAAGAUAUCACCUGCAGAUUGCGAAACUCCUAAAAACUUUUUUAAUACAGAAACUGUUUUAAAUUUCGAUUUUUGUUGUAAAAUACGCCCCCUCCCCCCGCUCCAAGAAAAUCCGUAGCGACGUUCCUGAUGACAAUAUCAAUUUCAGAAUGGCAGCCAGACUAGCCGACCUGCACGCCCGGCGACGUGAACAUACGAAAGCCAUCGAUUACUAUAAAGAAGCCAUUUUCAUCAACGAAAGAGACGUUCACAUGGUCGAGAAUCCGGAGCCAGACUCAUUGGAGCACUUUCAUCUACAAAUCAUGAUCAAGCUAGCCAGAAUUUAUAUGACAAUUGGAAAUGUCACGUUAUGUCAUCAACAAUGUAAUGCCAUUCAGAAUUUGGACAAGAACAAUAAUGAGGCCACCUUGGUAAGAAGGAUGGGUUAAGGAUGCUGAUAAAUUUGUUUACAAAACAAAAUGGCAAGAACUUUCUGUACAAAACGGAAAAUGGCAAGAAGUUUCUUUACAAAACAAAAAAUGCUAAAACUUUAUUUACAUAGUUAUUUUUAGGUAUAAAACAUAAAAUUUAUCUGUUCUCCCAUCAAAAAGUCAUUUUACAGAUGCUGGCCGACGUAAAUUACCAGAAAAACGAAGGUGACACAGCUUUAAAAUACUUCUCCGAACUUUUGGACCGAAACCCCAAUCAUUACCACGCCCUAGCCCGCUAUAUUGAAUUAGGCUGGAGGAAGGGAGACCUAGAACAAGUUGAAAAAUACGUCAAAAACGCUUUGGAACACAACCCUCGAGCCAAUACUGAAGCCGGCUUCAAUUUCUGCAAAGGACUAAUCGAAUGGUACUCUGGCGAACCAAAUAGUGCACUUCAGGCCUUCAAUAGAGCACGACGCGAUUUGGAAUGGGGAGAGCGUGCCUUGGUUAACAUGAUUCAUAUCUGCAUGAAUCCGGAGAAUGAAAUUAUUGGCGGAGAAACUUUUGAGAAUGAGGAGGGCGCAGCUCGCAAUGAGUCAAAAGAAAUCGCUGUUAAAACGGCCGAUCGGUUUUUAAAGGUGUGAACCUUUAGUAAUAGUAACAAAUAAAUAUAGGUGAAAUAAGGUCAUUUCAAAGCUAUUUUUUUUAAUUCUCAGCUUGGUAUAUUUCAUUGCACGGUGCAAAGCAAUUUUUUAUUUAUUCCGUUGCACUGUGCAGAUUUUUCAAAAGCUGUUGGAAAAGCUACAAAAUAAGUUUAAAUACCAUGCAAUUUUAGGUAACAAGGCCAUUUUUCAUUUACUUUAAACCUUGGCUUUUACUAGCCAAAAGUUCUGAACAUGAUUGCACAGUGCAAGUUUUUAAUUAUUUUGCACCGUGCAAUCAAUUUUGAAGCUUUUGACUAUUAAAAACAGGGUUUUAAAGUAAACGUAAAAUGCCUUUGAUACUUAACAUUUCAUGGUAGUUAAACCUACUUUGUAGGUUUCUAACAGUAUUUGAAAAAUCUGCACGGUGCAAUGCAAAAAAAAAUAAAAAAUCGCUUUGCACCGUGCAAUCAAUUUUUAAACUUAGGACAGUAAAACCCAAGUUUUUCGGAAAAAUUUUGAAUUUUUUUCAUUUCCAGGAGCUCAAGAGCAAAAGGCUGAACAACAGUGAGCAUGAACUACUUUCAAAUUUCAUUCAAUUAGCCAGCGGAAACAAAACUAAUGUCCAAACGGCUUUGGACAACUUUUUGGAAAUUCUUGGCCCUGAUGUCACCAAUCCGAAUGGACCGGUAAGUUUAAAGUUUUUAAGCUCAACAAGAAUAAAUGCUUAAAACAAGAAUAAAUGCUUAAAACAAGAAUAAAUGCCCUUUUAUUCUUGUUUUAUCAAUAUUUUUUAAUUGCACGGUGCAGGGAAAUGUUAUUUUAACUGCACGGUGCAACGGAAAUUAUUUUGCACCGUGCAAACUUUAAAAAUUAUCACAUUUGAGAAAAAAUCAUAUUGUAAACAGAAAUUAAAAAUUUUAAAAACAUUUAAAUUCAAAAUAAAAUUUUAGGAUUUGGUAAAUGUCGGAGCGAUUCUGGGCGCAGCUCGCGCUUACAUGUUAUUGAAACAAACUCAAAAAGCGAAACAAUAUUUGAAAAAGGUGUAUUCUUAUCCAUGGACACUUGAAGAUUCCGAUUAUCUUGAACAAUGUGAGUUUGUAAAGAAAGUUCUUGCCAUUUAAUGCCUUGUGAAGAAAGUUCUUUCCAUAAUAAUUGAUAUGACCACAAUUUUUCCAUUUCCAGGCUGGCUCCUCCUAGCCGACAUCUAUGUGAACCAAAGUAAGAACGACCAAGCGACCGCGAUUCUUCGUACUGUGCUACAGUACAAUGCUAGUGCUACGAAAGCCUACGAAUAUAUGGGGUUUUUGAGAGAAAAAGAGCAAAAGUACAAUGACGCGGCCGCCAAUUUCGAACUUGCCUGGAGGUUGUGUCGACAACGAAGCCCUGGUAUCGGGUAUAAAUUGGCAUACAAUUACCUAAAGUGCCGCCGCUUAUUUGAUUGUAUUGAUGUUUGUCAUGCUGUGCUUCGUAUGUCUCCGGAAUACCCGAAAAUCAAACGGGACAUCUUGGAUAAAGCUAGGGGCAUGAUUAAGAUGUGA